Suillus subalutaceus is the source of this 261-nucleotide messenger RNA. RefSeq lists its product as uncharacterized. The transcript has 2 exons. Lineage: Eukaryota; Fungi; Basidiomycota; Agaricomycetes; Boletales; Suillaceae. The annotation marks the transcript as partial. The record is from RefSeq and is a predicted model, not a curated record.
CACUGUCUUUUUGUUUCCGCUUUCAUGCUUGCAUCCAAAGUAAUAUGUGAUGACACUUACUCCAAUAAAACCUGGAGUAUUAUGGUGCAGGGCAUGUUCCAAUUGUGCAAAUUAACUAGGACCUUGCCUGACUUACAUUCUUCCCUCAUCUUUCAAGACAACCCCCCUCCUACCACAAAUUUCUUUCCGCCUCCUCCAGCCGCUUUGAAUUUCAUAGGUCAAGAACCUUACCCAACUUACAUUCUUCCCUCAUCUUCAAAG